AGAAAAAGAGAAAGAGCUACCAUUUGUUGUUGCACUCAUGUUCUUAAAGAUUUCUUUGAAACACAGAGAGAAAGAGAGAGGGUGACAUGGAGAAGGACAUCUUCCACCACCACUUCUUUCAACAAGUGGUUAUAACAGCCAGGGCUUGGGUAGGUGGAAGCCUGCAGCCAAGAACACCAUUUAGCUCUCCUGUGUGGUCAUCAGAGUAUGCACAAGUAAUCAAAAUGCUGGGAAAUGGACGAUUAGAAGCAAUGUGCUUUGAUGGUGUAAAGCGAUUAUGCCAUAUUAGAGGAAAAUUGAGAAAGAAGGUUUGGAUAAAUACCUCAGACAUUAUUUUGAUUGGUCUCCGAGAGUAUCAGGAUAACAAAGCAGACGUAAUUUUAAAAUACAACGCAGAUGAAGCUAGAAGUCUGAAGGCAUAUGGCGAGCUUCCUGAACAUGCUAAAAUCAAUGAAACCGAUACAUUUGGUCCUGGAGAUGAUGAUGAAAUCCAGUUUGAUGAUAUUGGAGAUGAUGAUGAAGACAUUGAUGAUAUCUAAAUUGAAUUCAGUUUUCAUUUUCUGAAGACAUUAACUGGGAAUUUUGACCAUCAACUUAAGAAGAAUAGAACUUUAUUUACCAUGAGUAUUGUUUAUUAAAACAAAUUGUCUUAA
This is a messenger RNA of Oryctolagus cuniculus (rabbit), 653 nucleotides long. NCBI's taxonomy places the organism in Eukaryota, Metazoa, Chordata, Mammalia, Lagomorpha, Leporidae. The record is from RefSeq and is a predicted model, not a curated record.